AUGGCGAGAUCGUCGGUGGGUGUAAUCGCCAGACGAUCUACAGUCCUUUUGUUUUUGAACAUCAUGGCCAACAUCCAACCAAGCCAUGCUAUUACUUUUGAUCAUAUGAAUCUGCUUACACGGAGCUCAGGAUCAUGUCCCAGCUCCUAUGAUUCCUGUGGGAGCAGUCUACCAGACGAUUUCUGCUGUCCUUCCACCUCAACCUGCAUCAGCCUGGACAACGCGAGCUCCGCCAUAUGCUGCCCAUCUGGGGCCAGCUGUGACUACAUUUCGCCAAUUGUCUGCGAUGUACAAGAACAAAAUGCAACGGCACACCCCAAGAAUACAGUCAAAACCACCAAACUCGAUUCCUCCCUUCCCACAUGCGGAACCGCUUGCUGUCCCUUCGGAUACACUUGCCAAGGGAAUAGCACCUGUGCAUUGGACAAGACGACUUCAAGCACGGCAACCUCUUCAAACAGUUCAUCAACUUCGACUGCUACCACAGCAGAUACCACCGGCGCUACAUUUACACCCGUCGCCUCGCCUUCCUCCUCAGACUCCAAAUCCAACCCCACCGAUGCCCUCUCUUCCACCUGUCUCUCAUUCCCUACCAAGGCUGUGAUAGCAGGGUUCUUCCCCGGUGCAAUCUUCGGCGCGGUGCUCGCAAUUAUCAUAACAAUAUGUCUCCGCCGUCGAGCACAAAAGAAAGACCUUCACAAUCACGACCCAAAGUCAGGUCUCCAUUGGUCCCAACGCUCCUUCUCUGGCGCAGUAAUGGGAAUCUCCGGCCCCAUCGCCAACGAAGACAAUUCCUACCGAACAGACUUCCUCCUCCGCCCCUCGGCAGAAAGACGCUCCUCAACGGGUGGACGGUCAAUGCUCCACCGCACCGGGUCAAGGGUUCGAAGCCUUUUCUCCGGUCAACCAAGACUAGACAAGGACAUUCCUCCAGUGCCGGAGGUACAGGUCCAAGGACCCGUCACGCCUCCGCGCCAGCGUCAGCCCAGUAUGGAGAGUAUCAAGGUGUACUCGCCGCCAGGCGCAUUCUCGCAGUCGAGAAAGUUCCUGGGUCCGGAGCCGUAUCCGGGGACUAUCUCGCGUCCUGACACGACGUUCACGGAUUUGGUGCAGGCGGUUGGGUUUAAUGAUUCGAAGGGGAAUCCUUCGUACAAACUUACGGAGUUUCAGGAUAAAGAGUUGAAGCUGUGA
This is a messenger RNA of Penicillium daleae, 1191 nucleotides long. RefSeq lists its product as uncharacterized. The transcript has a single exon. The coding region runs from base 1 to 1191 and encodes 396 amino acids. Lineage: Eukaryota; Fungi; Ascomycota; Eurotiomycetes; Eurotiales; Aspergillaceae. The record is from RefSeq and is a predicted model, not a curated record.